Molecule: messenger RNA, 869 nt
Organism: Olea europaea var. sylvestris
Lineage: Eukaryota; Viridiplantae; Streptophyta; Magnoliopsida; Lamiales; Oleaceae
Product: 60S ribosomal protein L13a-4-like
Exons: 4
Coding region: 79-699 (206 amino acids)
Biological process (GO): negative regulation of translation; translation
Cellular component (GO): cytosolic large ribosomal subunit; ribosome
Molecular function (GO): mRNA binding; structural constituent of ribosome
Source: RefSeq, a predicted model, not a curated record
AAACCCUAGAUUUUCUUCAUUGUCGUCAUUUGAUACAUACCAGCGGCAGCCUCUUGAGAGUGUUAAGAGUGAGAGAAAAUGGUUUCUGGGUCGGGCAUUUGUGCGAAGAGAGUGGUUGUAGAUGCCAGGCACCACAUGCUUGGCAGACUGGCCUCCAUCUUAGCCAAGGAGCUCUUGAAUGGGCAGAAAGUGGUUGUGGUCAGAUGCGAAGAAAUUUGCCUCUCCGGUGGACUCGUCCGACAGAAGAUGAAGUAUCUACGCUUUCUCCGUAAGCGCAUGAACACCAAGCCAUCUCAUGGCCCCAUCCACUUCCGGGCUCCUUCCAAGAUUCUCUGGCGCACCAUCCGUGGGAUGAUCCCCCACAAGACUAAGCGAGGAGCAGCUGCUCUUGCCCGUUUGAAGGUUUAUGAGGGUAUCCCACCCCCAUAUGACAAGAUCAAGAGGAUGGUUAUUCCUGAUGCCCUCAAGGUUCUGAGGCUCCAAGCUGGACACAAAUAUUGUUUGUUGGGUAGACUCUCAUCGGAGGUUGGAUGGAAUCACUAUGAUACCAUCAGGGAGCUUGAGGAGAAGAGGAAGGAGAGGGCUCAGGCUACUUAUGAGAGGAAGAAGCAGUUGACAAAAUUGAGGAUCAAAGCAGAGAAGGUGGCCGAGGAGAAACUUGGUGGUCAACUAGAUAUUAUUACUCCAAUCAAGUACUGAAAUAGGAAGUUUGUUGUUUCGAAUGACAAUUUUCUGUCCUGUUGAUUUUGUCUCCGUUAGUUGUUACAUCUAUUUCCGAGCAAUUUAUUUUUCACCUCCCAAUCCUAGGGAAUUGUAUGCGACUUCAUUCUUGAAAUUAAACACUUGUCCAUGUUAUAUUUGGUGUUUCA